Thalassophryne amazonica is the source of this 2944-nucleotide messenger RNA. Its product is annotated as peroxisome proliferator-activated receptor gamma coactivator 1-beta-like. NCBI's taxonomy places the organism in Eukaryota, Metazoa, Chordata, Actinopteri, Batrachoidiformes, Batrachoididae. Gene Ontology annotation, biological process: positive regulation of transcription by RNA polymerase II. The record is from RefSeq and is a predicted model, not a curated record. Gene Ontology annotation, molecular function: transcription factor binding; nucleic acid binding. Gene Ontology annotation, cellular component: nucleus.
AUGUUUGUGGCGACAGUGAACAUUUCAGUGUGUAAACUUUGGGUGAUUCUGUGUCUCCCGCCUCAGAUUGAUGUCCCUCAGGAGACAAAGCCACGUGUGGUGCGUCCAGCUGGACGCCUGUGCACCGAGCUCCACCGCCACCUCACCACCACACGGAACGCUGAGGAGACUACGGCCCCUGACACUGAUGAAGACGAGGAGGAGGAGGAUGAGGACAGUGAGUCGGAGGACGAUGAGGACGAGGAGGAGGGGGAGUCUUCCAGUAGUGAAAUGGAAGGUGGUGUGGUCAUGUCCACAGCCCUCCCUGAGCCAGCCAAGCCUCAGUUCAGCUCAGAAAAAGAACUGCAGUCAGUGGUGGAGCUGAUCAGGUACAUGCACACCUACUGCCUCCCCACACGGAAGCAGCAAGGCUGGGAGCGCCGAGACCGGGACAUUCUGGGUUUGGCUCGCAGCAGGACCCACGAGUCCUCUCGCCCGGCCACAACAAACUCUCAUGGCAGAGUCGUGUUGGUUGCUACAUCCAGCACUAGUGGAACCUUCAGUGGGAUGAGCAACAGUGGCCCAAGGAGGCUUCCCUUCACCAGGAGGAGGGAGGUGAAAGCCAACUCCCUACUACGCGAGCUCCUGCAGCAGAGCAGCUCAUUUGACGUAAGCAAGCCUUACAGACUGCAUAGCCCACCAUACUCCCACUGUCCGAACUCUGCCCCAAGAGCCUCAACCCAACCUCCCAACUUCCCCAACCCUAAUCUGGAGAUUUGUAAAGACUCCUCUUCCCCUGAUCGAAAAAACUCCUCCUCUGUGGCACCACAAAACCUUGAGUUAACCACAAAGAACAGUGGCUCUUUUUCAGUUCGGCGGUCCUUACGUUUGGCGUCCUUCCCCAGUCGCUUUGCCAAGCGUCUGUGGUCGGAACAUGUGAGUGAUAGAGAAAGGAGGCACAAAGAGGAAGAGCAUGAGGGACGAGUGAGGGUCAGACUCCUCCCAAUCCAAGCAGGAGGACGAAUCACAACGGAGAAUCAACAAGAGCAGUUAACUUUAGUCGACAGCCACAGGGUGAUGGAGCCGACCAAACCGUGCUGCCACACAGAAAAAAGAGUUUGUCUCUGCCUGCCUCUGAACCCCAAGUCCACUGGAGAGUCCCAGUACGGCACCAAGCCCUUUGAGCAGACACUCAGUGUGGAUCUAUGCGGAACUGCAGGUCUCACGCCACCCACCACCCCGCCUCACAAGCCUGUGGAAGAUGAGCUCUUCAAGCCGGGAGGGGAGUGUGGAGGAGGGACAAGCGGAGGCAGCGGCAGUGAUGGCGAAGGAGGCGGCGACAAGUCCAUCAAUGCCAACGUUACCACAAAGGGUUCGUCCUGGCUCAGCCGCUCUCACCAGCGGAAGCUUCCAGAGCAGACUGAGCUCUAUGCCCAACUACAGCGUAUGGGUCAAGUCAGUGAUGGAGAAACCUGCCACAGUUUUGGCGACCACGACUACUGUGCACUGAGCCUUGGAGAGAGCCGCAAGCGCAGCACUGCCAUACUGGGUGCCAUCUUACAGGCACAAAGAGAAAGUGAAGCAGGAAGCACCCUUGUGCCUAAAGCUUCCAGUGAGGAGGGAUCAGCGGAGAAGGGCGGUGACAGGGUGGAGCCAUCAGACAUCAUCCCAGAAAAGCCACAGGAGCUCCAAACGGUGACGCCAGUCAUCUCGUCAUCGCCACCGUCAGACUGCCAGCUGGCUGAUGCAUCACCGCCAGCUUCAGAGGAAGAGGCGGAGCACUCGUCAGCCUCUCGCUCGCCAUCGCCAAUCCUGCACUUAUGUCCAGACUCUCCAGCCAGCAAGACCGAUUCCAGUGAGAACUCUGAGAUCUGUCCUGAAGAGGAGCAGAGUAACAAAGUCACGCCAGAUGAGGACGACUGCCAGGUGUUCUGCAUCCACAACCUGCCAAGCAGUGUGACCCAGAACAUGCUGAGGAAACGCUUCCAGGUUUUUGGCAAGCCAGAGGACUGCAAAGUCAUCAUCUGCAACAAGGAGCGCUGUGGAGUGAUCAAGAUCCGGCAGUCUGGCAGCCAAAGACACCAUAGAGAUCAGGAGACAGUUUCCCAGAAUGGAAUUGUGGGCUUGAGGAGGCUGAUGAGAAAACGCUACAUAGAUAUGGAUGAGGCGGGUCCAGUCCCCAUCAAGAGCAAAUACGACACACUGGACUUUGACACUCUGCUGAAGGAGGCACAGAAGUCCCUGCACCGCUGACAGAAGAGCGCCGCUGACUGGCCAGCCUUAGCAAACUGCAGCAACAGCCUCCAACAGCACAGUUCUGCCUUCAGACAGGCCUCUGCCUGCGUCUACGCAAGGUGACCUCGUGAAAUGUUUACAUUUUUACCAUUGGAAUAAAGUAAGGAGAAGCACCCCGUUGUUCUUUAGCUUCUUUCGUCAGAGAGCGAGGCUUAAAAAAUGACGAAGACGUCUCAUCUGGAGGCGGUAGGUCAACGGAGGAAAUGACUUAACAGCAGUGGUUCAACAAAUUACAAACAAUUCCGUACUCUGCUGAACAACAAUAACAACGGAGCUGCUUCCUGUCUUUGUUGGCGUUACAUCUCCCCGCGUUGGAACAGCAGAUGUGGUCACCUCUGUAGCAAAUCCUUGCUAUUCCUGUGUUGCGUUUGUUGUUGUGGUGUGUUUCUGUGUGCGUGUUGUUUGUUCGGUUUGUUUUCUUAAAAAAAAUGAAAGAUGAGAAGAACCUUUCUUGGCGGGGUCACGGGUGGUGAAGCUGCAAAUGCGGCAUUUUCCGUGAGUUGUGCAGUCAUAUAACGAGGGGAAAGAAACAAACUUUGUUUUAGCGAAAAAUUGUGGAUGUUAUAAAAUUUUUCAAUUUAUUGUGUGUGUUAUGGACAAAGAAUAUAACAGAAAAACUUUUAUGUACUUAUUUGGUGACUGAUAAAGUUUACAACUCUACAAUGAAGAA